AUGGAUGAAGAAUCAGAAGUUACUGAAGUUGAAGCUCUAAUUUUUGAGUCUGGUGAUGAGAUUACAACCCUUCAAUCUAGAAUCAUUACUUCUAGUAAUAUUUCUAAAGCUCAGAUCUAUGAUUCAGAUGAAUUAGAUUAUCUUGGUUGA
Funneliformis mosseae is the source of this 150-nucleotide messenger RNA. The record is from the annotation of a GenBank genome assembly. Lineage: Eukaryota; Fungi; Glomeromycota; Glomeromycetes; Glomerales; Glomeraceae.